Molecule: messenger RNA, 1044 nt
Organism: Eremothecium gossypii ATCC 10895
Lineage: Eukaryota; Fungi; Ascomycota; Saccharomycetes; Saccharomycetales; Saccharomycetaceae
Gene: VMA6
Product: H(+)-transporting V0 sector ATPase subunit d
Exons: 1
Coding region: 1-1044 (347 amino acids)
Biological process (GO): vacuolar acidification; vacuolar transport; proton transmembrane transport
Cellular component (GO): proton-transporting V-type ATPase, V0 domain; vacuolar proton-transporting V-type ATPase complex; fungal-type vacuole membrane
Molecular function (GO): proton-transporting ATPase activity, rotational mechanism
Source: RefSeq, marked provisional
AUGGAAGGGGUAUUUUUCAAUGUCGACAACGGGUAUAUCGAGGGAGUAGUGCGGGGCUACCGUAACGGGCUGUUAACCAGCAGCCAGUACCUGAAUUUGACACAGUGCGACACGCUGGACGAUCUGAAGCUACAGCUCUCCUCUACGGACUAUGGUGGAUUUCUGUCGAACGUGGCAUCGGAGGCGCUGACGACGUCGGUAAUACAGGAACGGGCGUCGCACAAGCUGUACCAGCAGUUCCAGUACAUCCGGGACCAGUCGAGCGGGACGACGAGGCGUUUCAUGGACUACAUCACGUACGGAUACAUGAUCGACAACGUGGCGCUGAUGAUCACGGGGACAGUGCACGAGCGCGACAAGGCGGAGAUUCUGCCGCGGUGCCACCCGCUGGGCUGGUUUGACACCUUGCCAACACUAACGGUGGCCACAGACCUUGAAUCUCUGUACCAGACGGUACUGGUAGACACGCCGUUGGCCCCAUACUUCCGCGACUGCUUUGACGGAGCGGACGAGCUGGAUGACUUGAACAUCGAAAUCAUCCGCAACAAGCUUUACCGCGCGUACCUGCACGACUUCCAUGAGUUCGUGAGCUCGGAGGUGCCUGAGCCGGCGCGUGAAGUCAUGCAGAGCUUGCUCGAGUUUGAGGCAGACCGCCGUGCGAUCAACAUUGCGUUGAAUUCGCUGCAGUCUUCUGAUGUCAUUACCUCCGAGCUGAAGCGGGAGUUGUUGCCUAACAUGGGCAAGCUGUACCCCACGAUCACUGAGCAGCUCGCCACGCAGGCGAUGGACUUCGAGGGGCUGCGGACCGUCCUCAGUAACGUGCACGAAUAUAGGGGCAUCUUUGACACAGGCAAUAUCGAAGACCAGUUUUAUAAAAUCGAGAUGGAGUUGUGCCGCGACGCGUUCACCCAGCAGUUUACUGUGUCGACAAUCUGGGCGUGGAUGAAGUCCCGCGAACAAGAGGUACGCAACAUUACCUGGAUCGCAGAGUGCAUUGCGCAAAACCAGCGGGAGAGGAUUAACAACUACAUCUCCAUAUAUUAG